Messenger RNA from Nymphaea colorata (pocket water lily), 3969 nucleotides. Its product is annotated as protein unc-13 homolog. Bases 618 to 3545 code for a protein of 975 amino acids. The transcript has 5 exons. Lineage: Eukaryota; Viridiplantae; Streptophyta; Magnoliopsida; Nymphaeales; Nymphaeaceae. The record is from RefSeq and is a predicted model, not a curated record.
GAUUUAGAUCUAGAAGAAGCCAUACCAAGCAAAUUAUGCCAUUUUCAUUUCUGCAAAUUGCAGGUGCAAGGUUCCGGCGUUGGGCAGAAUCUAGAGAGAGAAAGCAUGAUAAAAACUUUUUCAACCGGUAAUAUAUGAACCAAAUCCGCAGAUUUUUCCACUCCCUCAAUCAGUGGGAGGACUUCCAUCUUCAGUACUCUUCCUUGUGACCCCACUCCAGCAGAGAUUGAUGGGGGAUCUGCUCAGUCUAAGCAUCUCUCUCUCUCUCCCUCUCUCUCUCUGCAGAGAGUCUUCAAAGCUUACCUUUCUUCGCCAUCUCCAUCCUAAAAGCCUCUCGUUAAGAUCAGAUCAGUGUUAAACCUCAAGACCCAGCUUUGCUUUCACACUGCCCGUUUUCUCCUUCCCCAUCAUUCAAUAUUUUUCAACUCUCCUUUAUUUCCUUUUCUCCUUUCCAUUCACGUUUGUCUUCAUCGAAGCUAUGGCGAGCUGGAUUCCUUCAAUACUCAAGAAAAAAUAUUACCAAAUAAAAGCACAGUAGAAAGAGAGAAAAGAGAGCGAGAGGGAGAGGGAGUGAAGGAGGCAGAGGGAGAGAGAGUUUUCUUCUUCCCUUUCUGUAGAUGGCUCCCUUUUUCAGAGAGAGAAGUCUUGGGGGGUCAAAGAGACACAUGGGUAUUCCAGAAAACGGUGCUUCUGAUUUGGGCUCACCUUUUGGUGAAUUGGGUGUGGAGAUCUCGCCCUCAGAAUUAAAGGAGACGGCGUACGAGAUCUUCGUUGCUGCGUGCAGACCGUCGGGAGGGAAACCUUUGACGUACAUUUCUCAAUCGGAGAGGAGUGGUGAAAAGGAGAGGUCGCUGACGUCUUCUCCGUCUGCCUUAUCCGUUUCUUCUACUUCUUCUUCAUCUCCCUUGCACAGAUCAUUGACCUUCUCUGCAGCAAGUACGAUGAAGAAGGCCUUAGGGUUGAAGUCCUCGAAGAAGAGUCCAUUGAAUGAUGGGAGCCCGUCGAGAUCGUCAAAAAAACCGAUGACGGUUGGAGAGUUGAUGAGGAUUCAAAUGAAGAUCUCUGAGCAGAAGGACGGUCGAAUUCGCCGUGCACUUUUGAGGAUUGCUGCUGGACAACUUGGGAAGCGUGUUGAAGCAAUUGUUCUGCCUCUAGAAUUCUUGCAGCAGUUCAAGGCUUCUGACUUCUCAGACGCUGAAGAAUAUGAGGCUUGGAAAGUCAGAAAUUUGAAGAUAAUUGAAGCUGGUCUUCUUCUGCAUCCUGUUUCACCUCUGGAAAAAAAUGACUCAGGUGCAGCGAGGCUUCGUCAAGUUCUAAAGGGUGCCUUUGAUAGGUCAAUAGAAACAGGAAAAAAUUCGGAAUCAAUGCAAGUGCUGAGAAGUGCUAUCAUGCCUCUUGCAUGCAGAUCAGUUGAUGCAUUUCCCUCAGAGACAUGCCACUGGGCGGAUGGAUCACCCUUUAAUCUUAUACUCUACCAGAUGCUGUUAGAGGCUUGUUUUGACAGUAAUGAUGAAUCUACAAUUAUUGAGGAGCUCGAUGAGGUAUUAGAUCUCAUAAAAAAGACGUGGCCAAUCCUUGGAAUGAAUCAAAUGCUCCAUAGCCUUUGUUUUUCUUGGGUUCUCUUUCAUCGGUUUGUUGCAACUGGGCAAGUGGAAAAUGAUUUACUACUAGCUGCCGAGAAUCAAUUAGCAGAAGUUGAAAAAGAUGCAAAAACGACAAAGGAUCCAUUAUAUGCUAAAAUCUUGAAUUCAACACUGUCUUCAAUUCUUGGUUGGGCUGAGAAGAGGCUUCUGGCAUAUCAUGAUACCUUUCAGGCUGAAACCAUUGAGUUGAUGCAGAGUGUUGUUUCUUUGGGUGUUUUGGCUGCAAAGAUACUAGUUGAAGAUAUUUCAACUGAGUAUAGGCGUAAAAGGAGGGGGGAAGUUGAUGUUGCUCGCAACAGGAUUGAGACCUACAUCAGGUCUUCUCUACGAACAGCUUUUGCACAGAAAAUGGAAAAAGUUGAUUCAAACAGGCGUUCUAGUAAGAACCCAUCUCCAGUUCUUUCUGUUCUUGCAAGAGACAUAGGUGAUCUUGCAAAAUAUGAGAAAGAAAUCUUUAGUCCUAUAUUCAAGAAGUGGCAUCCUUUGUCUGCUGGUGUGGCUGUGGCGACACUCCAUGCAUGCUAUGGAAGAGAGCUAAAGCAAUUUAUGUCGGGUGUAACUGAGUUGACUCCUGAUGCUGUCCAAGUCCUAAAGUCAGCAGACAAGUUAGAGAAGGACCUAGUCAAUAUUGCUGUAGAAGACUCAGUUGAUAGCGAGGAUGGCGGAAAGGCGAUUAUUCGUGAGAUGCCUCCUUAUGAGGCUGAAUCUGCAAUGGCUAAUCUGGCCAAAAUAUGGAUAAAGUUGAGAGUUGAUAGACUGAGGGAAUGGGUUGACAGGAACUUGCAGCAUGAGGUGUGGGAUCCAAGGGCAAACAAGGAUAGGUUUGCUCCUUCUGUCGUGGAAGUUCUUCAAAUGAUGGAUGAGACAAUUGAGGCAUUCUUUCAGCUACCAAUUCCCAUGCAUCAAGAUUUACUUCCAGAUCUAGUAUCCGGCCUAGACCGUGGUCUUCAGCAUUAUGUAUCAAAGACGAAAUCUGGUUGCGGAACAAAGAGCAGUUACUUACCCACCCUACCAGCAUUGACUAGAUGUACGACUAGUUCAAAGUUGGGUGCUUUUAAGAAAAAAGAGAAGUUGCCUAUGAAAAAGAAAUCACAGGUGGGCACAGCAAACGGUGAUCAUGCUUUUGGUCUGCCACAGCUUUGUGUCCGUAUGAAUACUCUUCAUCAGAUCCGGACGGAGUUGGAGGUUCUUGACAAAAGAAUAAUCUCUCAUUUGAGAAAUGGAGAAUCUACUACCAUGUCCAUUUCAAGUGGGAAGGAUGCCAAGUUUGAGCUUUCUCUUGCUGGUUGUCUUGAAGGAAUUCAACAACUCUCUGAGGCAACUGCAUACAAGGUUGUUUUCCAUGAUCUGAGUCAUGUUCUCUGGGACGGUCUGUAUGUUGGGGAACCAGCAAGUUCAAGGGUUGAACAAUUCCUUAAGGAAUUAGAGCCAAAGCUUGAGUUAAUUGCGAGCACAGUGCACAACAAAGUCCGAAGUCGUGUUCUAACUGCCUUGAUGAAAGUCUCCUUUGACGGGUUCUUGCUGGUGCUCCUUGCUGGUGGUCCAUAUCGUGCCUUCUCCCGCCGUGAUUCUCAGUUAAUAGAAGAAGAUUUCACAUCCCUCAAAAACUUGUAUGUGGCUGACGGUGAUGGGUUGCCACCAGAGUUGGUCGAGAAGGCGGCAACACCUGUAACAAAUGUACUUCCUCUUUUCCGUGCUGAGACAGGAGAAGUGAUUGAUCGGUUUAAGCAGGUAGUUUCACGGGCCUAUGGUCCUGCCAUGUCCAAGCUGCCUCUCCCUCCAACUCCUGAUAACUGGUCUCCAUCAGACCCCAACACAGUCCUGCGGGUUCUCUGUCAUCGGAAUGAUGAAGCAGCUACUAAAUUCCUCAAAAAGAAUUACGGCCUGCCAAAGAAACUGUAGUGUUCAGUGUUUGCCUUCAUUACAAGGUUCACAGGCAGUCCUGUGUGUAUCUACUGUAUUAUGUAGUUAGAAGAAAGUAUUGGUACUCUCCUGAAGGGUUCACCAACCCUUGUGCCACCUGAUACAUUUGUAAAAGAAAAAAGCUAGUCCCGUAGCUGGUUGCUGGGCGAAUGUUGCAGCUUUCACUGGCCUGAACCAUCUGCUAUAUGGGUAUAUCUGAUUGUUGAAUGUUGGGGUCGACCUGGAUUGAUGAUUCUUUUAUUCAUAUAAGAGCUAGCUCCUUAGCGGGUCAUAUGUUGGGUACUGUUGCAGCUUGCACUGGCCUGAACCAUUAAAUGGGCUGAUCUGAUAGUAGAAUGUUGGGGACUUUAUGGAUUGAUGAUUGAUGAUUCUUUUAUUCAUAUGAGCUUAAAGGUUUGAUUUA